AUGACUGUACACACGUUUUUAUGCGUGGUGACACCGUUACAACCUCCUUAUGAUGGACCAUUCAAGGUCGUUAGUAGGAAAGAAAAAUUUUUUGUUAUUGAUCGACUUGGCCGUCAAGACACCGUAAGUGUCGACAGACUUAAAGCGGCCUACAUUGAAGAAUCUGUACCCCUCACGCCUACACAACCAGCAACUACGCCUGCACCCACACCCCAGCCAAGUUCGAUUGUCGAAAAUUCUACUAAACCUAGCAGUUCCCCGGAUGAGACAAGUAAAGCACCGAUUACACGCUCUGGUCGGCGUGUACACUGGCCUAAACGAUAG
Molecule: messenger RNA, 324 nt
Organism: Trichobilharzia szidati
Lineage: Eukaryota; Metazoa; Platyhelminthes; Trematoda; Strigeidida; Schistosomatidae
Source: the annotation of a GenBank genome assembly